Messenger RNA from Etheostoma cragini (Arkansas darter), 2209 nucleotides. It is a transcript of the gene arhgdia, whose product is annotated as Rho GDP dissociation inhibitor (GDI) alpha. Lineage: Eukaryota; Metazoa; Chordata; Actinopteri; Perciformes; Percidae. The coding region runs from base 141 to 758 and encodes 205 amino acids. Gene Ontology annotation, biological process: Rho protein signal transduction. Gene Ontology annotation, cellular component: membrane; cytosol; cytoplasm. The transcript has 6 exons. The record is from RefSeq and is a predicted model, not a curated record. Gene Ontology annotation, molecular function: protein binding; Rho GDP-dissociation inhibitor activity.
GCUUUUAUUUUGAAGGCAGUACAUCGGAAGUUGUCUUGCCUGUUAGAGGCCGUUGGCUCAGAUUUUCCUCCGUCUCCUCAUUUCACUCUCACCACCACCACCAAGCCACUAUCCCAACCUACGGCGGUAUAACGCAUACCAUGGCAGAGCAGGAGCCUACACCAGAGCAGCUGGCAGCGCUCGCAGCGGCCAACGAGACUGACGAAAGCUCAGUCAACUACAAACCUCCUGCCCAGAAGAGCUUACAGGAGAUCCAGGCGCUGGACCAAGAUGAUGAAAGCCUGCGCAAGUACAAGGAGACACUGCUGGGCAACGUCUCCGUGGUUGCAGAUCCCAGCGCACCCAACGUCCAAGUGACGCGAAUGACUCUAUUAUGUGAAACGGCUCCGGGCCCUCUAGUCCUAGACCUGCUGGGAGACCUGGAAAACUUCAAGAAGAGCCCAUUUGUGCUGAAGGAGGGAGUUGAAUACAGAAUAAAGAUCAACUUCAAGGUCAACAAGGAAAUUGUGUCAGGCCUGAAGUACACUCAGCAAACAUUCAGGAAAGGAGUAAAACUUGACAAGUCGGACUACAUGGUCGGCAGCUACGGCCCCAGACCCAACGAGGAAUACGAGUUCCUCACCACCAUGGAGGAGGCACCCAAAGGGAUGCUGGCCCGCGGCACCUACACCAUCAAGUCCAAGUUCACCGAUGACGACAAACACGAUCAUCUCUCCUGGGAUUGGUGCCUCACUAUCAAGAAGGAUUGGAAAGACUGAUCCCCCCCCCCCCCCUCUCCCCCCCGUGCCAUCCUCCAUCGACAUCUUCCCCAGCCUUCUGCCUCUUUCUUUUCCUUGCUGUCAUUCCAUUAUUUCUGUCUGGAUUACCUGUUGAUUUAAGCUUUUGCUCUCUCCGUCCAUCGACCACCUGCUCUUACAAUUUUUUUCUAAAUUCCAAUCACUUCCUCAUUCCUCCCAACGCAACUCUUCAUUGGUUUGCACCCUCCUUUUCUGUUAAGUAUUACAUCUGUAGAAAUGGAGAAAGCAAUGUGCACAAUCCAAAAUGUGCUGUAAUGGUUUGUUUAUAAAAAAAGAAAAAAAAUAAGUAAAAAAAAAAAUAGUCGUUUAACUGCUCCUGGAAAAGAGAAAAGCUAUGUGAUUCUGACUGCCCUUUUAGCGCUUUCUUUUUCGUCCCCCUUUUCACUUAUCACAUUGUUUUGUACCAUUACCGUGACCUGCCUUGGGAAGCAUUGUACAGGUAGCAGUAGUGCUGUAUGGACGUGGCCACUGGACGGCCAUUGAGCAAUCAUUGCUGGACACAGCCCUCAUAAAGCCUUUGAGCCGAUUUAUUUGUACCAGGGACUUGGUAUAUUUGGAAUUCAGGCCACUUUUUAAAAAAAUGAUUUAGCACCCUACAAAGUCUGCUGACUGAACGGGGAAAACAGAAUGACCUCUGACCCCUUGUGACCCCUCUCUGUAGGUGUGGCUGUUCCUCUCCUGAUCAGGGUAUUUUGCCAGGCUGGUUAGCAGCCAUGUGGCCUUAACAAGAACCCAUAGACAGAAAGUCAACCUAAUCACGCCUUUUGCCUUCAGAUUAUAUUUGCCAGGCCACCAUGUGAGUCUGUUUUUUAACAAUAGGUAAUACAAGGACAGGGAAUCGGGACUAAGGACUUUUAACACCUUUUUAUUUCAGGUUUGAUCAGGUUGUUAAACCAUUACGUGUUGCUGUCGAUCACGUUAGCUCUAUUUACAUCUUUUUAUUUGCAGUACUUGUAGCUGAAUAAAUAUCCAAACUGAAAAAUACGAUUAUUUAGGUUGUAAUGGUGGUCUGUCACCUGGUGUCCUCUCUAGUCCAUGAGGCGUGUCCAAGGUCUGCUGAACUGAUCACCUUGUAUUACUCAAGUUUAGAAUUUUCCAAUGCUGACUGUGCCUCCAGUCUCUUACAGUCACGUGCUGCUCCUGCUGACUCAGCAGCACUCAUAUGUGCGCAACAUCAGUGAGUUGAAAGGUUUUCUGUAAUUGACUUUAAUCAGUAUAGAGACAUCAGCCCCACUCAGACAGACAUACGUCUUUUUUUAUACACUCCAGAAGUAUGGGAAUGAAGUCCGUUUCUGCAGCUUCGUUGAGCUCUCGUGUUACGGACUGAUGUUUUUUUCUCUGUGGGUUUGGGUUUGACUCAAUGUGUGCUUCUUGUAUUACUGAUCUCCUGUGACAAUAAAGUGUUCAGACUG